CAUGGGCCGUGUCCAUGGCAGACGCGACCAGGGCAUCCCGCCCCGUGACGGCUGCGCAGACACGUGCCAGACGAAACCGGGAGGGCCAGCCACACACACACACAUGCCCAGGUGUCGGGUAUUCGCUUGAUCCACGACGCCGAUCUGCACCAUCACUGGCGGAAGGACGCUGCAGCCAGCCCAGGAACGAAGCGACGCAGGAACAGGAACAGGAACAGAAACAGGAACAGGAACAGAAAUAGAAACAGGAACAGCACCAUGGACAGCGACGCCGCGACCAAGACCCUGGAGAUGAUACGGCGGCUCAAGGACCGCAACGGCCGCUUGGUAUUUGAGAUCUUCGAGACGCUCCCGUCUAGGGACGACUAUCCCGACUAUUACGACGUGAUCGCCCGGCCGAUUGCUUUGGAUAUGAUCGAAAGCCGGAUCAAGCUCGGCGGCUACAGCUCGCUCGCGAGUUUCUACGGAGAUAUUGCGGUCAUGAUCGAGAACGCAAAGACAUACAAUCGCAAGGGCUCGUUUGUGUACAAGAACGCCGAGACAAUCCAGGCCGCAAUUGAGUCGACAAGCCCCAACGCCCUGUCCGGUGCCGAUAAGUCGCAGGACCAUGGCGCUGCAGACAUCAAGACCCUGUGGGAUCAGAUUGUGCGAUAUCGAGCCAUCGGUGGAUCCACCGGGGCUGCUUUCAGCCGAUUGACCAGCGUGAAAGACUCGACGUUCUCGGAAGCAGCAAGGUUUUUUGAGAAAAUGUCGCUGAAGGCUCGGGACUUUGGCUAUCCGACCUUUGAUUCAUUCACAGCCGAUGUGCGAUCUUGGAUCGCGAUGAUCAAGGGACGCACCGACGACGAAGACCCACUCUCGUUGGCGAAUGAUAUUGAGCUCCAAGUGGAGGACUUUGUUGUCCAGAGGAGCACGCCGCUUCGGCCCGGAAUGACACCGAUUCCCGAGCUCGUGAGUGCGGGUACCAAGUUCAAGAUAGGCGAUUACAUCUAUCUCAAGCCGGACAGCGCGACCCUCAAGGCUGUGGUUGCGCAGAUAUAUUCGAUUUGGAAAGUCGGUGCCACCGAGAAAAUCAGAAUAUGCAUUUUCCUCCAGGCCGACGAUCCGAGCAUCAAAGGCAUUGCCUCGUUCAUGGAGAAUGAGGUCUUCAAGACGAGCAGCUACCAUGUUGUGGAUGCCUCGCGAAUCCUUGGGAAAUGCUACGUGCUGUUUCUUCGCGACUAUGUCCGCGGCAAGCCGCCCGGCGCCUCGGCGAGCGAUGUCUUUGUCUGUGAGUCCAAGCUCAACUCCUCGAGCAAAGGUCUGGUCAAGAUCAAGAACUGGAAUACGUGCUUGCCCGAGGCAGUGCGCGGCCAGGAGAUCGAUCUGGAUCUCUACGACAAGGCUCUGGUGCCGACCAAGAGCCAUUCCACACCAGCGAAGCUGCCGACGCAACAGGCAGCCAUCCAUCCGACAUCUGGACUCGUUGGGAGUCCAGCCGCCGUUGCGGUGGCACCGUCCUUCUACCCCACACCGAUGCUCCCAGUGCCAACGCCGGUUCUUCAUCCGCCGCCGCACAUCAACCCGGCCGAUUCGCUGCCGGCCAGGAUCAACGAGAAGUUCCUGUGUACCGAUGACUCAAAGUUGAAGUGGUUUGCCUCUCCCCCGAUUGAUGUGGUCCCAACCCCUGUGUUGACACACUCACUAGCAUAUCUGGUCAAGAAGAGGAAGGAUCGACUGAAGGCCGAACAAGACAGAGAGGACCAAGCGACUAUCGCUGCUGCCUCGGCUCACGAACCUACUCCUACCGAGCCAGCCAAGCAGUCCGAAAGCCAUCGAAGCGAUCCUGCAUCCAAUCCGGCAGUUCUGGAGGCAAUCAACGAGCUCGCAAAUGUGUGGACAGCCCAAGUCAAGCGUCUCAAGGCAGCGCCAUAGAUGUUGCAGUGCAAAGCCGUGAUAUUCAGUGCCAUACUCAUUUGUGUGCACCGAUUGCGCUGAAUAAAGAUCGCAUCAAGCACCCGUCGCCAUC
This is a messenger RNA of Polychytrium aggregatum, 2008 nucleotides long. RefSeq lists its product as uncharacterized. The transcript has 12 exons. Lineage: Eukaryota; Fungi; Chytridiomycota; Chytridiomycetes; Polychytriales. Gene Ontology annotation, biological process: chromatin remodeling. Gene Ontology annotation, molecular function: chromatin binding; protein binding. The record is from RefSeq and is a predicted model, not a curated record. The coding region runs from base 259 to 1914 and encodes 551 amino acids. Gene Ontology annotation, cellular component: RSC-type complex.